AUGGCUACGAUGAAUUAUUGUUUAACUGUUUGUCGUGCAGCUGAAGAAAAACAUAAACAAAAAAUUCAAGGAAAUUCAACAAAACCGAUUGAUAUUCCUAAAUCGACUUCAGAUAAAAAUGGUAUUCAAUUGUUCCGACGUUUUUUUUCACUUGGUUCUGAACCAAAUACAUCAACAUCAUUCGUUAGUAAUCCAAUUAUAUUCAAAUCAAUGAGCUUUGCCGAUAUUGAUGAAAACUGA
Messenger RNA from Rotaria socialis, 240 nucleotides. NCBI's taxonomy places the organism in Eukaryota, Metazoa, Rotifera, Eurotatoria, Philodinida, Philodinidae. The record is from the annotation of a GenBank genome assembly.